This is a messenger RNA of Oldenlandia corymbosa var. corymbosa, 2171 nucleotides long. NCBI's taxonomy places the organism in Eukaryota, Viridiplantae, Streptophyta, Magnoliopsida, Gentianales, Rubiaceae. The record is from the annotation of a GenBank genome assembly.
UAAAAAUUUAACCCAAGAAAGAAAUCUUAAGAAAGCAUCGGUGUUUGACGGAAGCAACUCCCUCUUCCGUCGCCGAUUUAAAUUCCGGCAGCGACACCAACACCUUCAUAGCAAACGGACGGCAGAAGCAUUCAGAAUAAGAAGCAAAGCAGGGAGACCGUCAAGAGCUGAUUUCAAGACAGUGGAGAACUGAACGGAGCCUGAAACAGAGGGACCGGUAAUUUUCGGACGGAAUUGGGGGUGGCGGUACGAGCUCGACGAUAUUAAAAUAGGAGACAGUAAAUUGUUGAAUAAUGGUUGAGCUACCAAAUGGAGUACCAUCAUACACACAUAUUGAUCAAAAUGAUUUUCGAGGGCACAAACCCAAAAAGCUUAAGGAUGAUGACAUAGCCAUUUGUAACUGUAAAUAUAACCCUAAUGAACCUGAAAGCGCUUGUGGUGAGAGGUGCUUGAAUGUUUUGACCAGCACCGAGUGCACACCUGGUUAUUGUCCUUGCAAUGACUUUUGCAAAAACCAGAAAUUUCAAAAAUGUGAAUACGUCAAAACAAAGUUGUUUCAAACUGAGGGGCGUGGAUGGGGUCUUCUCGCAGAUGAAGAUAUAAAGGCUGGACAAUUUGUAAUUGAAUAUUGCGGGGAGGUAAUAUCUUUGGAAGAAGCAAAACAAAGGGUGCAAAGUUAUGAGUCAGAGGGUCUCAGGGAUGCAUAUAUAAUCUCUUUAAAUUGCAAUAAUUUUAUUGAUGCCACAAAGAAGGGAAGCCUUGCAAGGUUUAUAAAUCAUUCAUGCCUGCCAAACUGUGAGACAAGGAAGUGGACUGUACUAGGAGAAACACGGGUUGGAAUUUUCGCCAAUGUAGAUAUAUGUUCUGGAACAGAAUUGACAUACAACUAUAAUUUUGAGUGGUAUGGUGGUGCCACUGUACGCUGUCUAUGCGGGGCAGCUAACUGCUGUAAAUUUCUUGGUGCAAGAUCCCAGGGAUUUCAGGAAUAUAGCCAUGUUUGGGAAGAGGGAGAUGACAGAUAUAAAGUUGAGGAAGUUCCUCUUUACGACUCUGCCGAAGAUGAGCCUUUUCCACAAAUGUGCAAAACCAUUAGCUCUUUCAAAUUUGAAUCUGUAGAUGGUGCAGGAAUUGAUUAUUCUCUGAAGGCUGAAGGUGACGAGGCAUCUGAAUUGAAGUUGAACUUUGACUCCGUCAAGCCGGGGAGUUCAGUUCUGAUGGGAGAGGUCUCGCUUAAGGAAGAUAUUGUCGUCAGUUUGGACAGUGGUUCUUUAAACAAACAAGGCUCUGAACUCGGCUUUCUCCAGACAACUGAAAUGGCACCUCGCCUUCGGAGUACUAGUGCUGGGCGGAAUUUUAAUGCUGGAGCUAGUCCAUCAAAAAGGAAAUCAAAACAGCAUAAGAGUAAGCAGAAGAAAAGAUCUUCUGGUGGCCAGCAAUUUAAUACCAGAGAUAUUCCAAUACUGUUUCAAUCAAAGGAGGUCCAAGAUGAAGUUCGCAAAUAUGAGGAAUUGAAAAACCAGGCCACCACCGAUCUACAGUCCCUGUAUGACGAAAUACGUCCUGCUAUUGAACAACAUGAAAGCAACAGCCAAGACAGUGUUCCGACAAGUGUAGGAGAGAAGUGGAUAGGAGCACACUGCAACAAAUAUAGGGCUGAUUUUGACUUUAGCUUUUCGAUUAUCAAAAACUUUCUCGAUGCUGCUAAAAAUGCUACCGGUUCUCAGAUACAUGGUCAAAAUUCUGCCGGAGCUGGAAUAUCUGCUCAACCUACUGAUGCCGGAAUGGAAGCUAUAGGAAGUGGAGACCCUGGAAAUGUAUAAAACCAUGGUUUUAUGGCUUUCGUGUACCUUCAGUGAAUUACUUGCAAUAUGAAAACAUAUUUAGUGUCACUUGGAUGAUUGUAGUGAUUUUGGAUUUUUUUUCCUGGUGGUUGGCUUUCUUCCUCUUUUCUUUUGGGUGCGUUUUCCAUAAAAAAAAAAAAGAAUAAAAAACCUUGCUUCUUUACCAGAUAGAUACUGCUAUGGAAGAGUAAACAUAGUCAAUUUUUACUUUAGAAAAAUUUUAAAAAAAUUCCAAUGUUGAUAGUGCAUAUUUUGGAAAAUGUAGAGGGAAUAUUUUCAGGAAGUACAUGAAUGAAACUUCUAAUGGUGAAGAUGUUGAAUUCUCAAGGG